Messenger RNA from Lodderomyces parapsilosis, 1029 nucleotides. RefSeq names its product Ifm3p (gene IFM3). Gene Ontology annotation, cellular component: cytosol. The transcript has a single exon. Lineage: Eukaryota; Fungi; Ascomycota; Pichiomycetes; Serinales; Debaryomycetaceae. The coding region runs from base 1 to 1029 and encodes 342 amino acids. The record is from RefSeq and is a predicted model, not a curated record. Gene Ontology annotation, molecular function: NAD binding; glyoxylate reductase (NADPH) activity; hydroxypyruvate reductase [NAD(P)H] activity.
AUGCCUACUCCAAAAGUUCUCAGAGUCGGAAAGAUUUCAUUUGCUCAUGAAAAAUGGGACGAGAUUUCGAAAUUGGUUGAAGUUGUUGAUUGUGAAUCUGCCAAUAGAGAAGAGUUUUUUCAAGAUUUAAAAGGUAAAUACAAAGAUGUCACUAAUAUCUUGCGUACAUUUGCCUCAAUUGAACAAACUGGGAGAUUUGAUGAAGAAUUGGCUCUGCAUAUGCCAGACACAUUAGUUUCUGUAAGUCAUACUGGUGCUGGUUAUGAUCAAGUUGAUAUUGAACCAUUUACUAAAAGGGGUGUCCAAGUAUCCAAUGUCACAGUCCCCGUAGAAGCUCCCACUGCUGAUACCGCUUUGUACUUGACUUUAACCUGUUUGAGAAACUACCAACAAGGACAUGAAUUGAUGAUGAAAGGCGAAUGGCCUAAAAAGGGAUUCGCCGGUGCUAAAUUGGGAAGAAGUCCCGAAGGUAAAGUUGUUGGUAUUUUAGGGAUGGGUGGUAUUGGAAGAGCCAUUAGAGAUCGUUUGAAACCAUUCGGUUUCAAAGAAAUCAUCUACCAUAAUAGAAGUCAAUUGAAACCAGAGUUGGAAAAUGGUGCUAGGUACGUUAGUAAAGAUGACUUGUACAAGCAAGCUGACGUAAUUUGCAUCAGUGUACCAUUGAAUGCCCAUACACGUCACUCAAUCAACAAAGAAGAAAUUUCCAAGAUGAAAGAUGGGGUGAUUAUCGUUAAUACUGCUAGAGGUGCUGUGAUUGAUGAGUUGCAAAUACCCGAAUUGAUCAAAUCGGGUAAAAUCGGUGCUUUUGGUGCUGAUGUAUUUGAAAAUGAACCACAAGUUUCUCAAGAAUUGCUUGAUUUCCCCAAUGUUGUCAGUUUACCCCACAUGGGAACGUAUACUUAUGAAGCUAUCAAGAAUAUGGAAGAAUGGGCAGCUGAUAAUGUUGAAGUUUGUUUAAAGACUGGUAGAGUCAAGUCAAUUGUACCUGAACAGUAUGAUAUGAAAAUUGAUGCAAAACCAUUGAUAUAA